This is a messenger RNA of Sturnus vulgaris (Common starling), 1479 nucleotides long. Lineage: Eukaryota; Metazoa; Chordata; Aves; Passeriformes; Sturnidae. The record is from RefSeq and is a predicted model, not a curated record.
AUUGCACAGAAAGUGGGUUGGGCUAUAUUUAGAGUUUGGUCCAACUCUGUGCCAAGGUCCCCCCCACUGUCUCUCUCUUGCAGCACCAUCUCAGGUUUAUUCUUGCAUAUUCUCAGCCCACAGAACACACGAGGAUAGGAAAGUCGCUCUGAGCUACUGCUGGAUCAAGGUUUUUUGCAAUUUGCUAAAAACAAGUGGAUCAGCAGUUCAGAUGAGAGCUCCUUAAAUUCCUCACUCUUCUAGUCCUUAUCUUUCUUUAUUUAAGUGGAUUCUCCCUUUCUAGUUGAAUAAGGACAGGAAACUGCCUGGGAUAGAGCAAAAAGACUCUCCUGAGAUAAGGAUGUUUGCACCCAGGGCAGCAACGCCACUUCCUACUACGUGAUAAAGACCAUGAGGACUUUGCAGGACUGUCACCUGCACCAUUGCCAAAAUGACGGCAUCUGCCAGAACAUUCAGGUUUCCAGACUGUGAUGCUCCAGCAGAUUCAUACUAUAAGAGGCACAAUUCUGGAGACAACGAAGAGGAAGUUUAGGGAAAAUAUCCCUAACUAUCAGCAGAAGAACUCUGAACUGGAUACCCAAGAGCUUCAAAGACCAAAAUCUGACAAGAUCCUGUGAGUGGGGAAACAGGCUGAUAAUUUAUUUUCUUUCUGCUGCUUGACUUCCUGCACCUCUGCAUGCCAACAGAUGCAUCAGGAUACACAGCUUCAGAGAUAUAAACCAUGCAUUCCAGAGGUAACAGCACCGAAAGCCCAACCAGACCAAAGGUGAGCCAGCUGAGGGCGAAAGACCACCACAAAGAAGCAGUUGGUUACAGUGGGAAAGGAAAAGCACAAACACAGCAGAAAGAGAAGGAUGAUGUAGCCCAACCCAGUACCAUCCUGAGAAGUCCAAAGGCAGAGAAAAACCAAAAAAGUUCUGUCAAGAAAAGGGAGGAUCUCUCUCGUGAUGACUUGCUAUUUCUUCUCAGUGUCCUCGAGGGUGAAUUACAGGCUCAAGAUGAAGUCAUAGGAGUACUGAAGGCUGAAAAAAUUGACUUAGCUUUGCUUGAAGCACAGUAUGGCUUUGUUACUCCCAAGAAGGUGUUAGAGGCACUCCAGCGAGAUGCUAUUCAAACAAAGGCUGAGCAAUGGCAAGAAGAUAUCUAUGAAAAGCCUAUGGGAGAGCUUGAUAAAGUUGUAGAGAAACAGAAAGAAGUUCACAGAAGAAUGCUGGAACAAUUUCUAAUGGUAGAAAAAGCGCACAGACAGACACUGUAUGAACUAGAGGAAGAGAAGAGGAAGCACAGCAAAUACAUGGAAAAAAGUGAUGAGUUUACAAACUUGCUGGAACAAGAAUGUGAAAGGUAACGUUACCUCUUACCUCAGUACUAAGAAGUAUGUACAAUUUUGCAUUACAUCUAAGAAUCUCUGCUCUCUUAUUUUGCAUCCACUAAAAAUCUGACGUAUUUGCAGAAUUGUAUUUUGAGAGUUCAGCUGUG